GAAAUUUUUUACAAACUCUUGCGCAUUUCUUCUCGGAGUGGCAGGAGUGUUAGAAAAAAAAGAAGCUCCACAACUGUCGGAUAUUUUCCAUUAAACACUUUAGAAGAAAGAAAGUCCGCGAGUCUGACGGUGACCCGGGAGAUUUUUGUAUUUUGGGAAUUUAGAAAAAAAAAAGUUGUUUCUUAUGGACCCCAACAAGUCUGCGACCGUUCCUCCGAUGGGGUGGUCUGAUGAGAAGUCCUCCAUGGGCCAGUCGGCCCCUCCGCCCUAUGUGGACAGCCCCAACCCUCAGCCCGGCCCGGGAUACCCACCACAGGCCCAGGGCUAUGGGGCCCCACCGCAGUAUGGAGGUGUAGGGUAUGGCCAACAGCCGUACCCCGUGGGUCAGCCGUACCCCAUGGGUCAGCCAUACCCUGCAGGUCAGCCGUAUCCAGGACAAAUGGCCGCUGUCAAUGUCCAGCCUGCAGUUUAUGUGACUCGAGGCCCGCUGGCUAACCCUGUCAACGACUACUUGGGCUACUCCAUCUUCACCUUGUUGUGCUGCUGCCUGCCUCUUGGGGUUGCUGCCCUCAUCUACUCCAUCUCAACCCGUGAAGCCAACCGCAUCGGCGACCAGAUAGGGGCGGAGCGAAGCAGCAAGACGGCCAGGACACUGAACCAUGUGGGCCUGGGAGUCGGCAUCGGGUUCCUUAUCCUCAGCAUUGUCUAUGUAGCCGUUGUGGCUUCUUAAAUCUGUUUAAACUUUUCCAUUUUGUAGUUUAUAUUCAUUCUGCUUCAGGUAAUUAGACCAUAUUAGCAACAUUACCGGUCAUCAGUAAGAGUUUUUCAUUUAAAUAUGUAAGACUGCAUUGAUUUGCUGAAAGACAUUCACAUUAUUUUAAAAAGUAAAACAGUAUAUGAUUUUCAUUAUUUGAACACAACUUUCUAUCUUUCUCGAUUCAUAUUUCAUCAACAUAUUUUGUGUCUUUGAUUCAACAUUUUUUCAGCUUUGAUGCCGUUUUUGUUCCACCACACAUGCAUACCCACAAGUAUCAUCCAAAGGAUACUUAAAAUUUUAUGAUUAUCAGUACAGUUUGUAGUGUGUCGAGUUUUGCUUUGCAUUGUCUAAUUGUACGGGUGAAAUAUCAUCGCCCUUCAACAGAAUUGUUGUCUGUAAAUAUGCACUAACCCCCUUUAAGCCUCUUUUGAGUAUGCUAACAUAUUAUUACAUUACAAAAAUCUAACCAAUGAUCGUUCAGAAAGAGGGAGUGAGAGCGAUUUUAGCUUUGUUUAGAUCACAUGAAUGAGUAGAAAAAAACAAAGGAUGAGCCUGUUUCUCAUGAAACCGUAUCUGAUGUGAGUGUACGCUCCAAGAGGACCUCGUCCUCUUUUCCAGUGAAUUCACAGCUUCACACAAUCAGCAGAAACUUUACAACAUCUGAGCCAAUAUGGCUAACGCAGCCAGUUGCUUAAUUGGUGGCUCUGGUUUAUCUGUUUUGAAAGCUACAGUGUGAUAUGUGCCGUUGUGUGUUUAUUAUCCAAUGAUUGCAUUUUCUUUUCUUAAACAGAGCUGAAACAGUUAAAUUUUACAUAUAAGUAAAGCAUAUUGAUAUAAGAAA
This is a messenger RNA of Larimichthys crocea (large yellow croaker), 1598 nucleotides long. Its product is annotated as proline-rich transmembrane protein 1. The record is from RefSeq and is a predicted model, not a curated record. NCBI's taxonomy places the organism in Eukaryota, Metazoa, Chordata, Actinopteri, Sciaenidae. Bases 185 to 730 code for a protein of 181 amino acids. Gene Ontology annotation, cellular component: membrane. The transcript has 3 exons.